CAUUUUAAAAAUAUGUCUUAGUGAUUUGAGUUACUUGUCAAUUUAUUGAACUUGAUAUUAGGCAACUGAUGAGUUCUGCGCUCGUCUUUUCUCCCAGCCCAUCACAAUCAAUUACAGAAUAAUCGAUCAGAAGUUGAAAGUCCGCUUCGGUUUGUCUUAUUUUCUGCAUUUUCGCGCUGUUUUCUCGGUCUCUGCGGGAAGCUGCCGCGGUAUGACAGCCGACCUGCCUUUCUCCUCUCGCCGGUCUCCCGUGCUGUGCUUGCACGGCUGCGUGGCGUCCAGUCAGCCGCUGGCCACAGCCGUGGGUCUGGAUGUCCUGAAGCGUGGCGGGAAUGCUGCAGAUGCGGCUGUUGCCAUGGCAGCGGCUCUGGCGGUAACGGAGCCGUGCAGCACUGGACUCGGCGGCGAUGCCUUCUGCUUGUUCUACGAUGGAAAAACUGGAGAAAUCCGAGGGAUUAAUGGCAGUGGUCGUUCACCUCGAACUUUGACCCUGGACUUUCUGGAAGGACUCAGCUACUCAGCAGAAGCUCCUCCUUCGGCGUUUGAUGCUUUAAAUGUGACUGUCCCUGGAGCUCCUGCUCUCUGGUGCGACACAGUCCAGUUGUUUGGAAGCCAAAAGCUGUCUUUGCGGGAGGUUUUGAGCGGAGCGGCGACCCUGGCAGAAGAGGGCUUUCCGGUUGCCGGGGUAACGGCGCACCACUGGGAAAAGUGGGCGGCGGCUUUGGGCGAGUCGGGGAAGGAACUGGGGGCGGACCUGCUGAUCGGCGGCCAUCCACCCAAACACGGAGAAGUGUUUAAAAACACUGCAAUGGCUCAGACCAUAAAGGAGCUCGGUGAGCAAGGCAAACCGGGUUUCUACCAGGGCCGAGUGGCUCAAGCUAUUGUUGAUGUCAUCAACCAGAACGGAGGGGUCAUGACCCUGGAGGACCUCAGCAGCCACGACAGCGAGGUCGUCAGCCCCAUUAGCACAGAAUACAAGGGCGUGCGUCUGUGGGAGCUUCCUCCCAACGGUCAGGGCUUGGUCGCUCUGCUGCUCCUCAACAUCCUGGAGAACUUUCCUCAGCUCAAAGCUGGAGGCCACAACAGCUCAGACUACAUCCAUGUGUUCGUGGAGGCCGUGCGUUUGGCACAAACGGAUGCCUUCCGUUACCUUGGCGACGCCGCCCAGGUACCCGUCCCUACGGAAAGCUUACUGGCGAAAAGCUACAGCCAGCAGCGGGCGCGGCACAUCAGCAUGGACAGGGUGAUGGCGCGAGUGGAACCAGGUCUGCUGACAGGAAGUGAAACGGUCUACUUCUGUGUGAUUGACAGUCAGAGGAACGCUUGUUCGUUUGUCAACAGCACCUACAUGGGGUUUGGGACUGGCCUGGUCCCUAAGGACUGCGGCUUCUCGCUACAGAACCGAGGUGCCAACUUUUCCCUGCAGCGCGGCCACGUUAACUGUGUUGCUGGAGGGAAGCGGCCGUAUCACACCAUAAUACCUGCUCUCCUCACCGACUCAGAAAAACCCCAACUGCUCGCUGCCUUGGGGGUCAUGGGGGCCUUUAUGCAACCUCAAGGACACAUCCAGGUCCUGCUGAACAUGGUCGAGUUUGGGAUGAACCCUCAGCAGGCUUUGGAUGCACCGAGAGUCUUUGUGGAAUACGAUGACAAAACUGGUCAGUGGUUAGUUAAUUUGGAGGAAGGGAUCGACCAGGAAGUGGCUGAGGAGCUGAAAAGAAGAGGCCACAGAGUCAACUGGCCUGUUACAGGCCACCAGAGGGCUCAGUUUGGGCGUGGACAGAUAAUCACUGUGGGUGAUUGGUGGAGUCACUCCAUCCCUCAAACCGGUUCUCCACCCAGGGUGCUGUGGGCAGGAUCAGACCCCAGAGCAGAUGGAUGUGCUCAGGGAUACUAAUAUCAGAAAGACCAGAAUAUUCAGAAUCAUUUCACUGCUAAUUAAUACAAACAAAAUGUGUUUUUCAUGAUAAUUCUGGUUUAAUUCCCUCUUUUUUUAAUAGCACUCCUAUUUUUAUUCUGUUUACUUUGGUUUUAUGAUUCAACUAAAUGAUUUUAAUGCUGGUUAAUAUUUGACAAACAGCUGGGUUUGUAUCAGACGUCACAUGGCACCUGGAUGAGGUUCAAAGUACCUCACAAUUACUGGAUGCAAUCAGCAGAAGCAGAUCUGCAGAGUAACCAAGGGAUAUUCUCAAUAUUUCUAUGAAAGAAAACCUGGUGAUUGAACCACUGAUGCCACAAAUUGUUGGACUCAAUCAAGAAAUAAAAUAAUAAAUAAUAAUAUGAAAGUGCUUUUUCAUACUCUGUACACAAGUCCUUGUGAUUGUCAGUUUAUUUUUUAAGGAUUUUUUACAAGGAUCUAAAUUACAUAUUUUUCUGUUUGCAGUGGCUACCCCAUAGGGGGCAAAUGGGUGCCAUGGUACCCUGUAGAAAAAUGUUGGCCACCCAGAGAAUCAUGUUCAGGUCAUAGAAAGUCUUACAUAGUCAUCUUCUUCAAUCAGGAGAUAAAUGUAAAACACAAUUAAUAGAUACAUUUAUAAAAUUUUGCAAACUUCAAAUUAUACAAUUAGAAAUUUUAUUAAAAUUGGAAAUUAAUAGAUAAAAAUAUAUAGGGGAGGCCAAUAAAAAAUAUAUAUAUAAAAAAGAAAAAGAAAUUAUAUGUUUCCUUUGGAAUUUGUGAAGAAUGUUUAUUUUUUUUAUUGGCCCAUUCUGAUACCUUUUUUGGGAGAAAGCACCAUUGGUUGCUUGAGUUUUAAAAUCUACAUCUAAGAUUAUUUGUCAGUGAAUUAUUCUUCUUCUUCUAUUGAAACUUAUGUUAAACUUGUUUAGAAAUGCCAAAUAAACUAAAGUGUACACUUGUUUAAAUCUUCUUUUGCCAUCUGAAUCUUUAUCUGAACUUUAUGCAGCUCGCAAUAAGGUGCACUUGAGUUAAAAGUGACUAAUACUCCCUCAUUAGUUGACCCAACAACCGGCACGAAGCAGGCAGAUAUUUUGUAAAGUAGAAUUUGAUUAAAUAACCAAAGUGAAUCAGAUUUACUUACUGUAGGUGACAAAAAGAGAGAAAAAGCACCCCAUGUAUGUAAACAUCUAAAUAAUCUUCAUUUAUUAUGUAAUUUCCCUGUUGGCGCUGGAUUGUUUCACACAGUCUCUACUUGAGCAUAAAAUCUCCCCCAUGUUGGACUUUGUUACCACGGUAAUCUCCUUACAGAUCCAAACCCAACCUGGUACGAUCCGUUUACUCUGCUAACGACUCACCAACAUAAUCCAGGCGACAUAAUUUGCCUGAAACGGCUCUUACUCCGGCGUCCCUUAUGUUCAGCUUCAGUUAAAUGGACAUUAAAUGAUGAGUUUGAGAAAUAUAAAUAUAUACAUCUUUUAUCGCUACUGAUGUUCAACACAUUAAACUUCAUCCUGCCUGUUUGGAAGAAAUACCUUAAACCUUAUUGUUUCUUUUUGUUUUAAUUCACACAUGUGUGCGUGUGUGUGUGCGUGUCUGAGAACCAGGUUUUUAUAUCCUCUUGGGGACCUAUUUCUGUCUAGAUUGUGGGGUUGUGGGGACGCUGCUCCUUAUGGGGACAUUUCUUGAUCCUCAUGAGGGGAAAUGCUGUUUUUGGGUUUGGGGCUAGGUAUGUGAUGGUUAGUUAUGGUAAAGGAUAGGUAUGUGAUGGUUAGUUAUGGUAAAGGAUAGGUAUGUGAUGGUUAGAGUUAGGCUGUAGAAAAUGAAUGGAAGUCAAUGUAAAGUCCCCACAAGAUGUGAAAACACGACUGUAUUUGCGCACACACACACACACACACCCACUCACACGCACACACACACAUACAUAUAAUCUAAAUAUUACAAUAAAGUAUUAGGGCCACACUGAGAAAAUAAAAAGAUAAACUUAUGAGAAUAAAGUCAAAAUUACUACAAUAAAGUUCUAAUAUUACCAAGUUGUAGUUUUACGAGAAUAAAGUUGAACUAAUAAGAAUAAAGUCAUAAAAUUAUGAGAAUAAAUUCAAAAUAAUAUGAGAAUAAAGUCAAAAUUUGGGAGAAAAAGUUCUGUUACGAGGAUAAAGUCGUAGUUUUAUGAGAAUAGUCUUAAUAUUAUAUACAAUAAUAUUAUUUCGACUAUUUUUGUAUGACCAUUCUUGUAAUAUUAUGACUUGAUUCUCAUAUUAUUACAACUUUAUCCUCAUGUUAUUUUGACUUUAUUUUUUCCUUCCUUUGUAGCCCAAACACUCCAUCAUAAAUCCUGUUUUCUGUGAAUAAUUUAAGUAUUAUAUCAGAACAUUUUGCAAACUGCCGCACCAGAAUAAAAGAUAAUAAAGUCAUAAUAAUACAAGAAUAAAAUAGUACUGUUACAUCUUUAUUCUCAAAAUAUUGUGACUUAAUUCUUGUAAUAAUACGACUUCAUUCUUUAAAUAUUUUUACUUUAUUUUUUAUUAUUUUGACUUUAUUCUUGUAAUCUUAUCUCAAUUUUUGUCUUGUAUUUACGUCAUUACACAUGUCAGCUGUUUCUUCUGAUUCAAGUUAUUUUUUUGUCUGAUUUUGUCUCUGCUGACUAACGGCCUGAGAGAAACUCCAUCAUCCUUGUUGGACUUUUUGUUUUCCCGUUCGUUCUGGUCUCGUCAGCGUGAACGCGUUUCCUCCUUUGUCAUGCCAGAACCCCCUCCACCCUUUAACUCCAACACAACCCGCUUCCUGCCCCUUCAGCUGUUCCCCUCCUCUCCU
Molecule: messenger RNA, 4708 nt
Organism: Xiphophorus couchianus (Monterrey platyfish)
Lineage: Eukaryota; Metazoa; Chordata; Actinopteri; Cyprinodontiformes; Poeciliidae
Gene: tm4sf1
Product: transmembrane 4 L six family member 18
Exons: 12
Coding region: 212-1897 (561 amino acids)
Cellular component (GO): membrane
Source: RefSeq, a predicted model, not a curated record